Messenger RNA from Paramuricea clavata, 2895 nucleotides. NCBI's taxonomy places the organism in Eukaryota, Metazoa, Cnidaria, Anthozoa, Malacalcyonacea, Plexauridae. The record is from the annotation of a GenBank genome assembly.
AUGAAGGAAACUGAACACAAGGGGCGAGACAAAUUUGUAUCAGAUGAUGUCUCAGUUUAUGUGAAUUGCAAACCAAAACACAUCUACCCCAGCACGGCCACUAACUGGGCCAAUGACUUGUUUUUAGUAAGGUACCGCUUUCAGUAUGAACACGAAAUGUCUGCCAUUGAAGAUUCAAGCACUUUGAAUACGGAUUGCCUCAAGAAAGUUUUACCUUAUUUAGUAGCAGUUAGAUACUCAAUCUUUCAAUUUGAGCUGAUGACAAUAAAGGAAGACUAUGAGAAGGUAGCACAGGGAGGAGAUCACCUUUCUCGGGAGCUACUAAGAGUCAGUAUACUUUUAAAAAGGCUGGAAGUAACUCUGUCAAUGCUCGAGGAAUUCAGACAACUACCAUCAGUGGAGAAAUUAACAAAAGAUCUUUCUCUCCUGGUGGAGCAUUUAAAAUGCAUAGGUGAGUAUUUUUAAUAGUUAGCAAGAGGUAUUAACAGAACUUUUCCAUUCAGUUUUUAAGGAUUAAUUUCUUAAUAUGCUCCUCUAGAUUCUUAUCUCCUCUGCCAAUUGUGGGAUAAGUUGAAUACUAAGUACCAAGAUAUUGCAGUUUUCUGCCAAGACAUUCGUAAAGCCAUGGAAAGCAUGGGUCUUCCUCGACACAGGUAAAAUAUUUUAGAGUAUAUUUAUAAUACUAAAUAUAACGCAUUAUAACCUAUGCUUUUAUGGCAUUUCUUCAGAUUUUAGAUCUUGUAUACACACAAAAAGGUUUCACAUGUAUUAGGUUACAUUAUUUUUGUAUUAAUUUUGCCUUUUUCUUGUUUUUUAGGCCAGUUGACAUACAGACUUCCGAUGCUGGGCCAGAAGUAUCAAGCCACGAGCAGAUGACCCAAAUAAGAGUGGCUGAGUACUUUAUGAUUAACUAUUUAGAUCUCCAGAGCAGGUUUCAUUAUGGCCCUGGUGACUCAAAAUCCCACAUUGUUGAACAAGUUAUGAGGUCACUAAAUGAAUGUUUAGGGGAUGGUAGGACUAUUGCUGUUUCAUCUGCCACAUUCAUUGAUGAUAAGGGACAGUUUAAAAUGACGGAGCUGAGUAAUGAUGAAUUACAACGAGUGCAGAAUGAAGAGGAGGCAAAAAUUGCGAAGAGAUGCGCGGAACAAAUCAAGAAAAGGUUCCAGGGUAGAAAAUGCAUGGGAACGUCCAUCCACGCAUUCAAUCCAAUCUACGAGCAAUACCAUAAUUUCUUCUUUGACGAAAUGUAUAUGGCAAAGUGUGCAAGUGCCAACUCUGUGUCUGUUCUUAAUAAUUGUGCCGGACAGGCCUACUUCAAGUUUGUGAAGGAGUUUUUCGAUGUUCAUUAUCUGCUUUAUGAUAACGGAUUUGAAGGGAUACGAAAUGGUUGCAUAGCAAAGAAUGGCAAAGCUUGCACCUACCAUUCAUCACUUGAGAAUGCAGACCAAUUAUCAAAUGGCUGAAGUGGCGUACCUCUAAAUCGUGUUCCGCCCCCAGUACCAGAUUACUCUGAAGACGAAUUCCACUAUGUCAAACCUGUGUUCAACACCUCAUCAGGGGAAAAAGAUGACUUUUGCCCAAGAAAGAAGUUGGAAGAACUGAUUCUGUCUUGUGGACAGCCAGAACUAGUCUUGGCUGCAGAUGAUGAUGAUAAUGAUGGAGAUGACGAUUUUAUAGUGCAUUCAGUCGUUGAUAAAAAUGAAACCUUGCAGAAGAUUAUGUCAAAGGUGGAUGACUUUGUCGCUAAGUACACCGGGGAAGAUUUAAGAAACUCUGUAACUAGGGAAAUACGCCGCCGCUAUAAUGCAAAGGUUAAGGCCUUUGUAACUAAGAAAACAAAUGCCAGUGCAAAGGUAGCAGAGAAGGCAAAGACGUACAGUGACUUUGACUGGGAGAGACUUGUGCAGUCAAACGAAUUGAGUAACCUCUACUUAUCCCAGCUUGAUUUGUAUCUUAAAAAGAACUUGAACUUUUCAAAGAAAGAAUGUGAAAAGAAAGGUUUCACAAAAGCAAAGAAAAUUGAAGCGAUUAAGCAGCAUUUUUACUCAAAUAUCAGAAACGAGGCAUCAACUGAUACUACAUAUCAGGCACAAAGAAAUAAAAUUCAUGUUGCCCUGCCGAAUGGUUCAUCAACCAAACUGCUCAGUAAUGUCAUCGACCGAAGUGUCAAAGUUCCACCUUGGGGAGGUGUUUUUGUUAUUCCACUCGGUGGACAAAUUUCGCUCGUGAAUACAUGUCCUAUUGACAAUUUUCUCACUAUUUUUUAUGUCUUAAUAAAACAACACCAACGAUUUGCUCAGCAUCUUUCAACAUCAAUCGAGUCAUAUGCAAGUGUUCUCUACAGGAUAGUUGAAAUGUUUGACAAUGACUGCUUUGCAGAAGGGAAAUGUGAGUGGUUAAAAUUGUUUCCUGGACGAUUUAACUUGGAACAGCCUGGCCAGUUAAAUCUCUGGGGUAACGAAGAUGAACUGUUUGCGUCAAGAAUGAUUUCGACCCUUGAAAGUACGUUCACGAGCACAUGUCCAUCCAAACACUGCCCGUCAAAAGUGAAGCAUGUUUGUUCGCAGGCCAUAAGACUUAGGUAGAGUGGUAUGGUAUAUUUGCAUGCUUCAAUUUAAUAGAAUAUGUAGUAUAACCAUUGAAAUUCGGUCAAAUUGGUAUAGUUUCCUUUGAAGAUGAAAUAAAUAUUCAACCAUAAUUUUCUUUUCCCACUAUAGUAAUCCUGGAAUACCACCUCCAAGCUUCCUUCAAGCAUCCUUAUCAAACUGGAUCAGCACAGAUCUCCAGGCAUCUCGAUGUGGCCAACGAAUGCAGGUAGUACCUUAUGAUGCUGACCAUUUCAUUGGGGCUCAUGUUUGUGAAGAUCCUGUUACAGGCCAGCUUGUGCAAGUAUAA